Ostertagia ostertagi is the source of this 1245-nucleotide messenger RNA. The record is from the annotation of a GenBank genome assembly. NCBI's taxonomy places the organism in Eukaryota, Metazoa, Nematoda, Chromadorea, Rhabditida, Trichostrongylidae.
AUGGACCGCAGCCGGCUCGCAGUGGAACUCGCUUGGUUGCUGGAUCGUUUCCCUUACUUGGCAGCCCCUCCUCACGUUAGGGAUCCCCGCUCUCGUCACCUCUACCUACCCCUCUCUAAUGGUGGCACGGACUGUACGCCGAGUAAUAAGUUUAUUCUUCUCAAUGCCCGUUCCAUAACAAACAAAAUUCCUGACCUUAACUACCUUUUGGCCCAAGGACCACAUGCAGUCUUUAUCACCGAAUCUUGGUGCAAGCCAAACACAAUUCAUGACGCCAUUUUAAGUUAUGGUAAUAAAUACCUCGUGUACCGCUGCGACAGGGACGGCGAUAGGAUAGGCGGCGGUGUAGCUGUUUUAAUACGUAAGGAAAUUGAUCAACAUCUGAUAUCAGCAAGAAAUUUUUCUGAAUUUUGUCAGGCAGUUGCCGUCUACAUCAAUCUGAAAGGUAGUGAAAUUGUUACUGUCACAGUCUAUAGAAGCCCCUCGACCACAACUACCGCCUUUGCAGGUCUUCUUGAGUAUCUCGAGGAACUAUGUCUCGAGAGGCCUCAGAAACUUCUUAUCGUCGGUGACUUCAAUUUCCCAUUGAUAGAUUGGGAACGUCUGAUCCACCGUGGAGGUCUAUCGUCAUCCUCAUCAUCAGCCUUUAUUGACCUUAUCCUUUCCCAUUGCUUGACUCAGUUAGUCAGGAAACCCACCCACGGUUUGAACACACUCGAUCUAGUUAUCACACCUGAUCCAGCAAUGAUUGACGAUCUCGCCAUCCUCCCCCCCCCCACUUCAGCACCUCUGAUCACUGUUGCGUGGCAUGGAAAUUCAAGAACGUGGCUACUUUUUUCCCGAACUGGAUGCUGGUUUACCGCCAUCCAAGCGACAAGAAGCUACCGAGAAAGCGAUGCUUUGGAUGUUGAGGCACGCCCGGCCGAAGUCUAUAGGCUUAGUAGACGUGAAGAGGGUAAAUGUCGUCUCAUCAAAUGCGUCUUUUCUUCCCGUAAGUUCUUCUUCGAUGCUCUUAAGAAUGCGAAGCUUUUGAAGAAUUCUGAAAUUUUUAAAAAUGUUUUCAUUCGUCGUUCCAUGACCCCUGCUGAACUUGAGAAGGGAAAACAGCUCAGAGCAAGAGCUAAUGAGUUGAACCAAUCGGUUCAGGGCGGAGAAAAGGUCUAUGUUGUAUUCAGGCAGCAAGUGGUCAAACGGUCGGAUAUACCUAGUAUUCUAAGGCAGAGCCCAAAAAACUCAAAAAACUGA